CCCAUCAUUCUCAUCAACCUUUAAUUUAUACAAAAAUCUUGAAAAUGAUUCACAUUCUCUUCAUCCUAUGCUCUCUCCUCACCUUCUCCGCAAAUGCCGCGGUGCAAGACUUUUGUGUUGCGGACCUGAAAGGUCCAGAAAGCCCAGCAGGCUAUUCUUGCAAGCCUGCCGCGACAGUAACCGUAGAUGACUUUAUGUCAUCUGGUGUAGGCUCUGCUGGAAACACUUCCAACAUCAUCAAAGCCGCCGUCACUCCAGCAUUUACUGAGCAAUUCCCCGGUGUGAAUGGGCUCGGGAUCUCCAUUGCCCGGUUGGAUGUAGCCGUUGGUGGUGUGAUCCCAAUGCACACACACCCGGGUGGUUCUGAGCUCCUUUUGGUGACACAAGGGUUUAUUCAAGCCGGUUUUAUCUCCUCGGCUAAUACGGUUUACGUGAAGACAUUAAAGAAGGGUGAUAUUAUGUUGUUUCCUCAAGGGUUGUUGCAUUUUCAGGUGAAUGCUGGUGGUGUUACCGCGGUUGCAUAUGCGAGCUUCAGUAGCGCGACACCGGGCCUACAGAUUCUUGAUUUCGCAUUGUUUGCUAAUGAUUUGCCGUCGAAAUUGGUGGAGGCGACUACUUUCCUUGAUGAUGCAACUGUGAAGGCGCUCAAGGCUGUUCUUGGUGGAACUGGCUAAGUAAACUUAUCAUAAGUUCAUGUGCACACCAUUCUUUGUGUUGAUUAUAUUACCAAUAUCUGUUUUGUACGUCAUUGUUAUAACUUAAUUAAUAAAGUUCUAUGUUUUAUAUGGAA
This is a messenger RNA of Helianthus annuus (common sunflower), 790 nucleotides long. Its product is annotated as auxin-binding protein ABP19a-like. NCBI's taxonomy places the organism in Eukaryota, Viridiplantae, Streptophyta, Magnoliopsida, Asterales, Asteraceae. Gene Ontology annotation, molecular function: manganese ion binding. The record is from RefSeq and is a predicted model, not a curated record. Bases 45 to 674 code for a protein of 209 amino acids. Gene Ontology annotation, cellular component: cell wall. The transcript has a single exon.